Messenger RNA from Mytilus trossulus (common blue mussel), 3553 nucleotides. RefSeq lists its product as uncharacterized. Bases 128 to 3481 code for a protein of 1117 amino acids. The record is from RefSeq and is a predicted model, not a curated record. The transcript has 3 exons. NCBI's taxonomy places the organism in Eukaryota, Metazoa, Mollusca, Bivalvia, Mytilida, Mytilidae.
GAAACCUACUUCUCUAUUGUCGAAAGGAGCUUUUACUUCACGACCGCAAACAUAAACGUAUAUGAUAAAACUGAACAGUCUUUGAAGAUAUUGAGAUUUAAUUUUAAGAAGAAUUUCAACAGGAAGUAUGUGCGAUAGUGCACCAGAAAUACCUACGAACAAGUCUGAAAUGUCAGACCACCAGUUGGAGAUUGACAAUAUUGCAGUGGACCAACACCACAAGGACAAAGAUUUUUUUUCUCAGUCGGCACAGAAAGAUCAAAAUCUUGAGUCAGACAUAGAUGUUAUUAAUGAAGAAAUUAAAAGAAAGAAUGAAAGAAUCAUCGAAUUGGAAUUAAUGCUAGAAGAAAAGCAAGAUUGGUUAAAUUUGAAAUCACAAAUGGUUAAGAAGCUUGAGGGAGAGUUAAGUCAUGUCCAAGCACGUCAUCCCGAGGGAUUCACCUUUGAUGAUACCGGAACUAGUAUUGUCCCAAAAUCAUUGGAACAAACAUUAAAAGAUCUGGAGAGAGAAGAGAGAGAAGAAACAUUCCGAACAAAGUACAUGCCCGUUUAUCAUAGAGAAAUCGAAGUAUUUCGAAAACGAGGAAAAUACCCAACAAAUGUCCCGUAUUUUAAUGAAGUUUCCAUCGCAACAGAAUUCUUAAAACGCAAAUAUUUAGAGGCGUUUGGCGAGUGUUUUUCUUUUGAUUACAAAAAGAAGUAUUUUCCAAUUAAACCAAACCCGUCCCCUCGUACACACAUCAGACCAUCCGAGGCAUCUUUCAUUCAACAAGAGGAUAACAGAGAAUUCUUGGUUUCUGAUCAUCUUGGUGGUGAGGUAGAGCUACUCCCAGUUGUCACAGAGGCAUGUGAUCUAGAACAGUUUUCCGAAAGUCCAACAAAACCAGGAAUAAUAAACAAUGAAUCAGCUGAGAUAUGCUGUCAAGGUGGAGACAGUUCUCCUGAUAUGUGGAGGACAAGACCAAUACUUCCACGACCAAAAACACCACGACCGUCUUAUAAUAAGAAACCAGUAGAACGUGCUAAUGUGAAAGAGUUGACCAACGGAAAUAAUCUAUUUAAUAUCUACAAUAACAAUAAAACAAACAAAACACUUCCAACUGAAAUAUUUAAAGAAUGUGCUCUCAAAAGAUCUGUCAGUAUGGACUCUGUUUUCGUAGGAGAUGGUACAAAAAUGCGUCCAUAUUUUAUAUGGCGGAUGGGUGACGAAUGUGUAUCCUUAGAAAAGUAUAUAAAUGUGUAUACCAGAAAUCCAGAAGAAUUGUACGAAGCUGUCAAAAAUCGGGGUAUUGAAAAAGAGGAAGAAGACUCUGAGGAAAAUGUACUAGUAUUGUAUGCUUUAAUCAAAGCUAAUAUAACCUGUAUCGAUAAAACUAAAAUUAAGUCAAAUUUGAGAAUUUUGGAUUAUUUCAUAAGAGAAGAAGAAGAAAAAGAUAAAUCAGCACUGACACAAGUCCACACUGAGAAUGUUGGUAAGACCGUCAUAGAUUUUACCCUUAACGAUAAAAGAAGAGACGAGAAGGAAACGAUAGUUCUGCCACCAGUCCAAACCGGGAGCUUUUAUGAGGAUACAGACGGUGCUGAUAAAUUCGAUUAUGAGAAUAAACCUAGUACUAGUUUUGACAUUAUGUUUGAAAAACCAAAGAAACGAAUGUCUAAACCCAAACUAUCCUCCGAAAAAAGAGAAAUCGUCAAUUUGAUACAUGACGUCACAGACCAGAAUAUAAAGAGCAAUGAACACAGAGAAGAUAUUAAACAUGAAGAAAAGGAAAAUAUAAGUUUUGACAUUAUGUUUGAAAGUCCUAAGGAACAAAUGACUAAACCAAAACUCACUUCUGGUGGAAGAAAGGCAAAGUUUCACUUGAAACAUUCUAUUAAUGAAAAGAAAGAUGAAAGUCAUGAUAACGAACAAAAAGAAGAUGCAACAACUGCAGACAAUCAAAUUGCUGUUGAAAAUGCUAAUGGUGCAUACAAAGAAGAUCAUGCAUUGAAGAAACACGUAAGUUUCGAUGUCUUUUUCGAGAGUCCUAAUAAACAGAAACCUAAACCAAAGAUGAGCUUUAUGAAAAGAAGGCCAAAAAACGAAACAAAAAAUAACAUUGAUGAUAACGAACUCCAAAAAGUGGAGAAGCAUGAGAAAUCGCCUAAAGUACCUAGUAAAACAACUGAUGUAAAACAUUCAAAUGGAGGAUACCUCGGAGGAAAGUUUACAAAUGGAAAACUCGGAGGAAAGUUAACAAAUGACGUUUUGAUCAAAAGGAAAGAUCAAAAUGAAAAUAGGUUCAGGUUCUCAUUUCUUCAUCAAACCAGUUCUAUCCCAAGCAGAAUCCCUGUAAGGGUUAAGAGAUCUAAUGGACAAAGCACGUCUUUAACCAGAUCAAAUUAUGAAAGGCCACAAUCAAAUUCAGUCAGACGUAUUCCUUUCAGUGUAUUCAAGGUUACUAACAAAAAACACAAAGCAAAAACAACUGGUUCUGUAGCUGCAAGAUCGAUCCCGGAGAGAAAAAUAUCAGUAAGACGAGGAACUGAUCUCAAAAUCAAUAGGACAAGAAAUGCUAAAAGUCCAAACGAUGACAGUGGAGUGCAUAGAAAGAGAGAGAGAGGUACAAAACUGCCUAGAAUCACUCGGGCAAGAAAAUCUAGAAUACCGGUCCGAAUUAAGGGCUAUGUUUGGAAUACUAACGAGAGUGAAGAAAAGCGAAAAAUGGAUGAAAGUAGACGCUUACUUGCACCUUUAAGCAGAAUUCCAAUUCCAAAAGAUAAAAUACGUCGUCCAAGUGACUGUAUAAUACCAAGGCUCGAUCCGAAUGAACAUUUACCCCAAAUAUCCCAGAGUUUAUCAAAGAGAGAAGAGCAAGCUAAAAUUCGUGCAGUAAAUCGGAAUCUUAUUUCUCCUACUCCCAUGACCAUAGGCGAGAAAGGCGAAAGAACUUGUCCAGAGUCUACAUCAGAAUUCCUGCAGCUACCAGCACUACCUACCCAGAAUGCAAUGGUAAAAACAAGUCAUCCUGUAUCAACAUCAGGAUUAAUUGAUCACACGCAGAUACAUGGAAGAAAGGAUUACUUAGAUGAAAACAAAAUAGUAUCGCCUUCUGUUAUGGGAACGUUACCACCAAUAAUCGGCAGAAGUGACACGUAUGUAAACCGACCCCUGUCAGCCUCUGGAUUCGCAAAACUUCCUCCAAUAAAAAGCACAAACAAAACAAUAGAAAUGGAUCGUCCGAAGUCGUCUGCUAGGUUAACACCAUUGUUUACCGCAUUUGAGAAUACAGAACAUAGACCAUUAUCGGCAUGUGGAUCACCUCAACUUCCACCAAUUAUAGAUGGAACUACCAUCGAAAUGAGGCCUACGUCAUCAUUAUCUGGUUAUGCACUACUCCCACCCAUAACUAGUUAUAAGCAAGGCUCAGCUGAAGACCAAGAAGUACCAGUUGAAGAAUCAAGAGUUGAAACUGAUUUAUCACCCAAGAGGGCAGAAUAAUUAUGACUAUUUUUUUUGUUAUUUUAUUUUUAUGUUUUGUUUUAUUUGAUAUAAAGAUUUUUUUAUAUUUAG